Spathaspora passalidarum NRRL Y-27907 is the source of this 726-nucleotide messenger RNA. RefSeq names its product thioredoxin peroxidase (gene PRX1). Lineage: Eukaryota; Fungi; Ascomycota; Pichiomycetes; Serinales; Debaryomycetaceae. The transcript has a single exon. The record is from RefSeq and is a predicted model, not a curated record. Gene Ontology annotation, cellular component: cytosol; mitochondrion. Gene Ontology annotation, biological process: cellular oxidant detoxification; cellular response to oxidative stress; cell redox homeostasis. Gene Ontology annotation, molecular function: peroxiredoxin activity. The coding region runs from base 22 to 693 and encodes 223 amino acids.
AAGUAACAAUUUCUAUUUACAAUGUCCUCCGGUACUUUAAGAUUAGGUUCUACUGCCCCAGAUUUCCAAGCUGAAACCUCCAACGGUCCAAUUUCUUUCCAUGAAUUCAUUGGUGAUUCAUGGGUUGUUUUGUUCUCCCAUCCAGAUGAUUUCACCCCAGUGUGUACCACUGAAUUGGGUGCUUUCGCCAAGUUGGAACCAGAAUUCGCCAAGCGUGGUGUUAAGUUGAUUGGUCUUUCUGCCAACAAUGCUGACUCCCACAAGGCCUGGAUCAAGGAUAUUGAUGAAGUCACUGGUUCUCAGUUGUCCUUCCCAAUCAUUGCUGACCCAGAAAGAAAGGUUGCUCACUUAUACGACAUGAUUGAUUACCAAGAUGCCACCAACGUCGAUGACAAGGGUGUCCAAUUCACCAUUAGAUCCGUCUUUGUCAUUGACCCAGCUAAGAAGAUUAGAUUGAUUUUGGCUUACCCUGCUUCUACUGGUAGAAACACUGCUGAAGUUUUAAGAGUUGUUGAUUCUUUACAAACUGGUGACAAGUAUAGAGUUACUACCCCAAUUAACUGGGUUCCAGGAGAUGAUGUUAUUGUCCACCCAUCUGUUUCUAACGAAGAAGCUAAGACUUUGUUCCCUAAGUUCAGAAUCAUCAAGCCAUACUUGAGGUUGACCCCAUUGGAUGUUAAGGAACAACAAUAAGUGUAUUUAGACUGAAUAUAUAUAUAUAUAAGU